AUGCCAGUCAUAUACCCUCGAUACUGUUACUAUGGAAGUGAUAACUGCUAUUCUACUUGGGACUCUUGGGGUCGCUGGGUAGCGUUCGCCGUGAUCGUUGGUAUAGCCUUCCUACUUUUCUUCAGUUUCGCAUGCUUCAACGCACGCCGCCGCCGAACUCAUGGCCAACGCCCUAUCACAGGAACCGGGUGGAUGGCUCCUCCCCCGGGUCCUCCUCCGCCAAACCAACCCAUCUACCAACAACCUCCCUAUGGUGACCCUUACUACCAGCAAAAUGCGCCCCCACAAUACAGCCCGAACCCUCAGCAUCAUGGCUACUUUGGUGCGCAAAGCGCACCACCACCACAGCAGCAAGGCAUCGAGUUGCAGCAGCCUCCGAAUGCGUACGGUGCCCACGGAUAUGCGCCACCUCCUGGCCCGCCGCCCAAUGGCAACAAGGACUGA
Messenger RNA from Penicillium verrucosum, 444 nucleotides. Its product is annotated as resistance to Congo red protein. Bases 1 to 444 code for a protein of 147 amino acids. Gene Ontology annotation, biological process: vesicle-mediated transport. Gene Ontology annotation, cellular component: intracellular membrane-bounded organelle. NCBI's taxonomy places the organism in Eukaryota, Fungi, Ascomycota, Eurotiomycetes, Eurotiales, Aspergillaceae. The record is from RefSeq and is a predicted model, not a curated record. The transcript is spliced from 3 exons.